Messenger RNA from Bombyx mandarina (wild silkworm), 4816 nucleotides. It is a transcript of the gene nonC, whose product is annotated as serine/threonine-protein kinase Smg1. Gene Ontology annotation, cellular component: nucleus; TORC2 complex; cytoplasm. Gene Ontology annotation, biological process: TOR signaling; phosphorylation; negative regulation of macroautophagy. NCBI's taxonomy places the organism in Eukaryota, Metazoa, Arthropoda, Insecta, Lepidoptera, Bombycidae. The record is from RefSeq and is a predicted model, not a curated record. Gene Ontology annotation, molecular function: protein serine/threonine kinase activity; protein binding.
UAUUCCGUCUCGCCUGCGAGCACGUGUUGCGCACGAUGCGUCGUGGCCGCGAAACCCUGUUGACGUUGUUGGAAGCGUUCGUGUACGACCCGCUGGUCGAAUGGGGCGGCAGCAGCGGAGGGAAGCGACGCCGCACGCAGAGAGACGUUAAAUCGGCUUUGGACAUGAUGGCGGUGAGAGCACAAGAAUUGCAACAUAGUCUGGCCCAAGUCACAGAACAAUUUCUGGCCAUCUUGCCUGGUAUCAUUGAAAGUGCUGACAAGUGGCAAAAAGAACAUGAAGAACUGGUUGAAGUCGAGGCGAGACUCCAAGAUUGCCACCAACAAAUGGCACUAAUCAAAGAAAUAGAAGCAUAUGGACCUAAUCUGAACAACCAUCCAUUACACGCAAUCUCGCAAAAGUACUCUUCAUACAAACAAGCUAAGAAUGCUGUUGAAGAUUCCAAAAAAGCGUUAGUCAAAAUACUGAAUGAUUUUGACGCACAGAUCGAAAGUUUCUCAGCGACUUCUGAACUUCUUAAUGGUCCGCAAUUGAUGGCUUGGGUACAAGAAUUUUCCGCUCCAAACGAAGAAGAAGACACGCCGAUCUUUGAACACAUAAAAGAUUUUCUAACAAAUGCAGGUCAAAGCUCCAUGAUCACUCAAUGCGAACAAGCCGAAAAAGAAUUUUAUCAAUCUUUAAAACAGACCCAGUGCAUCAUUAGGGCUUGUCUGGAACUUUUGUCACAAUACGUAGCUGUCUCUCAAUAUUUCCCACAGAGUCAAACGGAAUACCAUCGCAUAGUUAUGUUCCGGAAGUUCCUUGCUGCUGCUCUAGACAGCAAAUCGCCCGAGGUUUGCCGAGAGGUUGCCAGUCAAGUCAACGCCAUCAUCAAUGCGGAGAACAACAAAGGCGAUCCGCAACAAAUUAUUGCUUAUAAUUAUCGCUUGGAAACCAUCAGUGCUAAAGCGAACGCAAACUUGGCUAAGUGUGUUGAGAAGUUGCAACUAGAAGGUGGACCAGAAGCCAUGGCUGUUGCUCAAGAAGCUUACAGAGAGGCAAAGGCGAGCAUCGGCAACUGGGUCAGGUCUGAAGAAGGAGCCGCAACCGCUUUAGAAUGUGCUGUUAUCAGCAUGCUGUGUCAUUUAAAUCGAAGAUAUCUGAUGCUUGAGAGCGGUGCCCAAAGUGCUGGUGAUUGUCUCGUGGACUUAACGUCGAGAGAAGGAGAGUGGUUCCUAGAUGAUAUGAGCGCUUUGUCGACCCAAGCUGUGGAGCUUUUAUCGCUGCUGCCGUUGCAGUCUGCUUCAGUAGAAGACGCUGCUUUACCAGUAGCAGUGGAGUGUGUUCGGAAUGUGAAUUACCUGCUAGCUGAUUUGGUCCAACUAAAUUACAAUUUCAGCACGAUCAUACUUCCUGAAGCGUUAAAGAAGAUACAUUCUGAAGAACCGUCUGUCCUACUAAUGAUAAAUGAACUGAAUGUGGUCAUAAUGAAUUCUACUGUGCCUUUGAACGAGUUAUUGGCCCAGCUUGAAGUGCAUCUUAGAUACUUGGUCAUGGAUAUGGAGUACAUUGUUUUGCAGUCUCCAGCAAGCAGCGCUCAAGUUGUAGCGGCAGAACUGCGUGCUCGUUAUGAAGCACUGCUUUCUGCCCCGACUUCUGAUGUGGAGGGACAGUCUUCAGGACGAAUGCUCCUUAUGGGUUUCAACGGACUAUUCGCUGCUGUAGAAUUGAGAGGAAGAGAACUGGCCGACCACUUGGCAAUACCUAUACCUCCGGCUUGGAGGAAGAUUGAUCAUAUCAGCGAAUCUAUGCACAUGUCUGCGACUCUCCAAAGCCCCGUGAUGCGGUCGGUCUUGGAGGACAUAUUCCUGGUGCGCCGCAUCCAGACCAUCGCGGAAGUGUUCGCCAUGUGCACGCAGAUGGCGUGCGCCUUCAAGGGCACCGGACCUUUGAGUGUUUAUGAUGACGCAGCGCUCUGCAAGCCCGUCAAACGCUUCACAGCGGAGUACGUAUCGCGCUGUACGCUGGGCGUGGGCUCACGAGCUCUGGCGGCCGCGCUCUGUCUCCUGCUGCAUCGGCACGGAGUCGACAUUGCUGCCGAAGUGGAACAGAAGGAAAUUGGUGCGUCGUGGAGCGUGUCGCUGGAGUCGUUGUGCGAGAAGGCGGUGGGCGGGGAGCGCGGGGCGGCGCUCGUGCGCGACGUACAGGCCGCUCGUGCCGCGCUCUGUGCCGCCGCCGCCGUGCUGCGCGCGCACGCACGGGCGCUCACCACCUCGCACCACGCGGCCCGCGCGCACCUCGCGCACCUGCAUCUGCACCACGAGACCGUCGGCGGGCACCGCGACCUGUGCGCGCUGCUGGCGCGGCGCUCGCGGGAGUUGUCCGCGGGCCUCGAGCGGCUCACCGCCGCCGCCGCCAAGAUGAAGUCUCUGCUAAACUCGGCUCACCAGAGAGUAAAAUGGGGCGCCGGCGCCAACCCGUCGCUGUCGAGCAUCGUGUCGCGGCUGGAGCAGGCCGGCGCCGCCGCAGACACGCGGGCUGCGCGAGCCCUAUCCGCCGCCGCCGCGCUCACCGCGCCCGCCCGCUGCGCCGCUCGCGCCCGCCUGCGACCGCCGCGACACGCGCGCACCCUCGCCGCCGCCCUGCACCACUGGGAGAAGGCGUGCACCCUAGCGCAGAAGUACGCCCUGGAUGUGUCGCCGGUGGAAGAAGCCCUCAUGGAGAUGUUGCACCCUGAAGGGAAUAUAGAUACACAAUGGGUCGAGAACGUCUCGGCGCUGCUCCGCGAGAUGAUAGCGCAGCUGGUGGCAGAUGUUGCCGCCCGCCAGGAGCGCGCGGCGAGCGCGGGUGCCAGCGUGCGGGAGAGCGUGCGGGGUGCGGGCGCGGCGGGCGCGGCCUGGCGUGACGUCACGGCCGCCGCGGCGCCGCAUCUGCUGGUGCUGCAGCCGGCGCUGCAGGGCAACAACCCCGCGCAGGAGUACCUGAGUAUGGAGCGCGAGCUGUCGCGCGAGCUGGCGGCGCUGACGGCGGGUGCGGCGGGGAGCGGCGCGGCGGGGGGUGCGGCGGGGGGCGCGGCGGCGGGCGACGUGUCCCGCGGCGCGCGGCGCGUGCGCGAGCUGCUGCCGGCGCUGGCGCACACGCUACUGCAUGUCCACGAGAACUGGCCGACGGAGCAGGGCGGCCGCAAGCUGACGAGACAGGCCGCCGUCACCUCCAACAACAAACACGCGUGCGAGAGCGCGGUGGGCGCCAGCGUGUGGCGCCGGGUGCGGCUCAAGCUGGAGGGGAGGCCGCAGCCGCACGAGCUGGUGGACCACCUGAUAUCUGAGGCCACCAGCGCGGAAAACCUGUGCCUGAUGUACGAAGGCUGGAUGGCCUGGGUGUGAUCCGCAGACGACUGGCUCUCGCACUGAGCACACUCCUGGUCCCGCUCCUGGGCGCGCCCCCCCGCCCGCAGUGGGGGGCGCAGGGGGGCGCCUGGCGACCUAGCCUUCAAUCAUUACUUGUACUCGGACGGCUCCGGACGGCCGCGAGCCGACUCGCGACUAAUGGAAAUAAACAAAACGUUCGACGUCGGGUCGAUGAUACGGCCGAUGUCGUCACUCGGAGAAUGACAAGCGCCGGACGCGCUGCGGACCCCGGGCCCUCGUGCCGCACGGGACUCGGGCCCGGCACGGUCUUGGGAUAUCGACUUCACAUAUGCGAACUUUCUUCAGUAAUAUUAAAUAUACACGCAAACGUAACCUGGCGCAUGACGUCAUAUGUGGGUGCACAAAGCGUCGAAAUACUUACGUCGACGUCACUCGCCGACCCCGCCAGCCGCCGCCGAGUUUCUUGCUGGUUCUUCUCGGCGAGCCUCGUUCCGAACCAGCGGUAGUGUCCUCGCGUCUGCGGCCUGUUCGAUCGUCGAGCUCAAUUAAACAAAAAGCUUAAAGUUCGUAAAGUAGGAGCAGGCCGCAUCGUCUACCAUUACUCGUGUAGGUAUCAUUAGUGUAGUCCAGCUCAGUCCCGGUCCCCCGAGCGCGUCGCUACAGUAGUUGUUCAAUACAAUCCGUAUCCAUCGGGGAACGGGUCUAAGUGUAGUAUAUGUUAUAAUACGUUAUCACAAUAUGUAUGGCUUGCUGUCCUCCCUCCAGCGGGGGCGCGUAAUGUUUGUGAUGACGAAUGCAUUUCUAACGUCCAGCCCCUAAUACUGUGCCCGUAAUGUUCCUUUGUUAACAUUUCUGAUUCCUAGUGAGCUACGUUACGACCACAUCCCACAAACUUUACCACUUCACACAUAAAGUACAAUGCUGAUCUUAAAAUGUAACGGAAAACAAAUUCUGUGAUAAAAUGUUUAAUGUUAAUUUUCCGAAAAUCGAAUUAACACGAAACCUGUAAUUUCGAUCCAAUAGUCACGUAUUCUUAAUGCUGUUUUUUUUUAAUAAAGUUAUUUUUAUUUGGUUAAUUUAUUACUCUCGCAAUAAAAUCUAGCUGUGUACAAUAUGUCCGCUAACAACGUGCGCUGUGGAGUGUUCUCUCUCAUACAUGCUGUACAACCUCCAUUUCUUAUUGUAUUUGUGAUUGAUAUGGGAACUGAUAAGAUUAUUGGUAACUAUGUGAUAUCUACAAUCAGAAUGUAAUUUCAGUAACCCUUCUACUAAAACAUCACAAAUUUGUUUAUUUUCGGAAACAAUCUUUAAUGCUACUAUAACUGUCAAUGUUUUAAUAUUUCCAAAUGAUUCAAGAUUUAUAUUUUUUAAACAAAUUAUUUUUAUGAAAAGUUAGUCUAAAUGCAUUCGUCUGCUAUGUGAAUGAAUGUGUCGCUUAAUUAUAUAAUAUUAUUAAACGGUGUACG